Molecule: messenger RNA, 520 nt
Organism: Limulus polyphemus (Atlantic horseshoe crab)
Lineage: Eukaryota; Metazoa; Arthropoda; Merostomata; Xiphosura; Limulidae
Product: atrial natriuretic peptide receptor 2-like
Exons: 4
Biological process (GO): receptor guanylyl cyclase signaling pathway; cGMP biosynthetic process; protein phosphorylation
Molecular function (GO): ATP binding; peptide receptor activity; protein kinase activity
Source: RefSeq, a predicted model, not a curated record
AUGUCGAACAGUGGACCGAGCAUGACCCGGUGUCUAGCGUGUGGAACAGUGAAUCUGCGGAUCCUUUUAGCGUUUCGUUACCGCAAAAAGAAAAAAGAAGAAAUGGCGCUCCGCCCUUUAGGGUCACUGGAUGUUCUUCACAACGACUCCAUAAAACUAGACUGGAUGUUUCGACAUUCCCUGAUUAACGAUAUUGUUAAGGGCGUAUACUACCUUCAUAGUGGGGAAAUAGGAACCCACGGGCGACUCCGGUCUACAAACUGUGUUGUGGACAGCCAUUUUGUCCUCAAAGUAACCGAUUUUGGUCUCCCAUCUUUUCGUGAAGAAGAAAACUACAGCGAAUACGAUUUUAGGGACCAGAAAAAGUUACUUUGGAAAGCACCCGAACUUCUAAAGUUAACCCACUGUCCACCUAAUGGAACACAGAAGGGAGAUGUGUACAGUUUUGGAAUAAUUCUCCAAGAAAUCGUUUUGAGAGAAGACCCAUUCUACCCACACACGGAAAUAAUGGACUUAUCUA